Messenger RNA from Physella acuta, 1415 nucleotides. Its product is annotated as glycoprotein-N-acetylgalactosamine 3-beta-galactosyltransferase 1-B-like. Gene Ontology annotation, molecular function: N-acetylgalactosaminide beta-1,3-galactosyltransferase activity. Lineage: Eukaryota; Metazoa; Mollusca; Gastropoda; Physidae. The record is from RefSeq and is a predicted model, not a curated record. Gene Ontology annotation, cellular component: membrane.
CUUAAACGAUCAAACACCUUCUGUUAGCGUUUGUGACACGUAUUGCACACGAAUCUACAGAAUACAAUCUUAUGUAUUGGAAAAAAAUUAGACGUGCUUCGGUUGGUAGUAGCUGUGUAGUUUUAACCACUGAAAUAUUUCGUAAUCAACUAACAAUUUACCGUUUGUAUAUUUUGUACAUAAAACUAUUCUAGAUUUGUUGUCUUUUUCUAAAAGCUCAAGGCAAACGUUAUUGAAAAUAGUGCAGCAAAAUGAUAUUACAAUCAAUGUUUAGAGUAUUAGUCAUUGGCAUAUUCAGUGGAUUAAUAUUUACUUUGUAUACAACUACCAACACAAGGCUGUUCAACACAUUCUUUGCAACAAAGUCAAUCAAUCGCACAGAAACGACUUUGUUUAACGAUCGAUCAAGUGGUAUUGUAAACGACCAGAAUCACAGAAAUGCACACGAAGGUGAAUUCAAGCAGAAUGAAGAUGAAUCAACUUCUCGUAAACUUGCUGAUGAUGUUCGCGUUCUAGUAUGGGUGAUGACAUCACCUAGCCACUUACCUGUCCAGGCAAAGGCUGUGAAAGACACCUGGGCACGUCACGGUCAGCUGGUGCUUUACUUCAGUUCUAUUGACAACAAGACAUUCCCAGCUAUUGGCCUGAAUGUCUCAGAAGGAAGAGAACAUCUAACAGCAAAGACGAUGAAAGCUUUUAGAUACAUUUAUGAGAACCAUUUCAAUGAUGCUGAUUGGUUCGUGAAGGCUGACGACGACACUUACCUGAUCAUCGAAAACUUAAAAUAUUUUCUCUCGGGGGAAAACUACAGUGAGCCCGUGUAUUUUGGCCAGCUGUUCUUAAUUUGGUCUAAGCCGGGACUUGACCAAGUAUUUCCAUGCGGUGGAGCUGGGUAUGUUCUAAGCAAGGAGGCGCUGAGAAGGUUUGGGGAAGGAGCCAGGCAAGCUAACUGUGCUGGGGACUACGGUGGAGAGGAUAUUCGGAUGGCCCUGUGUCUGGAGAAGCUUGUAGUACGGGCUGGCAGGAAUCAUGACGCCUUAGGCAACAGCCGGUUCCACCAGGAAACUCCUGCAGUCCACAUCAACGGGUUAUAUAGAUGGUGGUAUUAUAACAGAUCAAUCGAGGCAGUCAGGAAGGGUGUGGACGGCCUCAGCGACUACACAGUGAGCUUUCAUCACGUGACUCCCGCAGACAUGUACAUGCUGGAGUUUUUUAUCUAUCACCUGCGGCCCUAUGGGAUACCUAUACAACUCCAGGAAUUAAAUAACAAAACAUUUUUAUCAAAGUUAGAAUCAGUAAGAACAUUUCCAAAGUUAAUUAGCAAAACUGCUGAGUUUUCAAACGCAAGUGAAAUAACUUAAGUAUUUGAAGACUGAAACUCUAGAAACAGCAAUAGACAGAAUGAGAGGCGUAGC